Chanos chanos (milkfish) is the source of this 2207-nucleotide messenger RNA. It is a transcript of the gene rsrc2, whose product is annotated as arginine/serine-rich coiled-coil 2. Bases 93 to 1370 code for a protein of 425 amino acids. Lineage: Eukaryota; Metazoa; Chordata; Actinopteri; Gonorynchiformes; Chanidae. The transcript is spliced from 10 exons. The record is from RefSeq and is a predicted model, not a curated record.
AAUCUGUUAGCCGACGAACGGGCUACGAGCACAAUUUGAGUGGAGAAUUCGACGUUUAGUUUUAACUUGAGGUUGUCUUUAAAGAAGUCAACAUGGCGGCAAAUGACGCCGACUUGUACGAGCUCCAAAGAAGGUCUCCCUCUAGCACCGACCGAAGAAGGCACAGCGUCGAAACGUCCAAAUCACCAAGGAGCUCCAAACACCAUUCGCGAUCCAGGUCACGUUCAAGGGACCGAAAGCGCAAGUCCAGUGACAAGAGGCACAGACGAAGUCGGAGCAGAAGCAAAGAGGCAAGGAAGAGGGACUCGGAGAAGCCAGCAGUGGGCCGGUCAGACGAGCAGGCUGAGUGGGAGCAGGCAGACAGGGGGAGAGAGAGACUCUCCGAGCACAAUGGGGAGGAGAAACAUCGGCGCAAGGAGAGGAGGUCAUCCAGAGGAAGGAGUUACUCCAGGUCACGGUCACGUGAACGACGCCACCGCAGCCGAAGUCGGGAGAAAUACCGUUCUCGCUCGCACAGUCGGGAGAAGAGAUCAAAGAGUCGAGAGAGGAGGAGAAGAGCCAAGUCUCGUUCCAGCUCCAGGAGCAAACACAGACACCGGAGCAGGAGUCGCAGCAAAAGCAGGGAGCGAAAGAAGCGGAGUGAAAAGGUGAGGAGGAAGAGUCGCAGUCGCUCUGUCAGCCCUGUGGCCUUUAGAGGCAGAAACACAGCCAUGGACGCACAGGAGGCCUUGGCCCGGAGGUUAGAGAGAGCAAAAAAGCUCCAAGAACAAAAGGAGAAAGAAAUGUUAGAAAAACAGCAACAACAACAGCAAGAAAUUGCAGCAGUUGCAGCCCCACUGUUAGGUGACACAGUUGUGGCAGCGGCAGCGGCUGCUGCUAACCCGGUCCUGAACGUGGCAGCGUUGCUGGCAUCGGGCACGCAGGUCACGCCGCAGAUCGCCAUGGCGGCCCAGAUGGCUGCCCUACAGGCCAAAACACUGGCAGAGACUGGCAUUGCCGUACCCAGCUACUACAACCCCUCAGCAGUCAACCCUAUGAAAUUUGCAGAGCAGGAGAAGAAGAGGAAGAUGCUUUGGCAAGGGAAGAAGGAAGGGGACAAAUCCCAGACGGCAGAACUGUGGGAGAAGCUGAACUUUGGUAACAAGGACCAAAACGUCAAAUUUCGCAAGCUCAUGGGUAUCAAAGGUGACGAUGAAGCCACAGCGUCAGGGGAGAUGAACGACGAGGGCCUUAAGACCCUGCAGCAGCAGGAGGAAAUGUUCCGGAACCUGGAUGUCCAGUACGAAAUGGCACGGUCGCAGACACACACUCAAAGAGGCAUGGGACUGGGCUUCUCCUCGUCCUUCUCGCGGGGAAUGGACACUAUGUGAACACCGACCCCACGCUCUCCCGACGACUCCUCUUGUCUCCCAUCCAUGCUCCUGCUUCAUCACUGAUGUGUAUAUGUGUGCAUAGUAGCUCCAGUAGCUCGCAUGGAUGUUGGUUGCAUCAGAUGUGUAAUUUAUUCCAAUUCAUACACCACUCACGUCUUUGAAUAUCUCCCUUGUAAAUAAAGCUCAGUUGAUGAGUCUUGCAUUUUCAAAGUAGGCCUGAACACCUCUCUGUAAUUAUGCAAAAGUGCAAUAUGAUACUGCAUAGAGAGAGGUUUGGGCAUUAGUUAAACAUGUUUGCUGCAUUUUUUUUGUACUAAAUCUGUAAAUUUUUUCAGGUAAUUUGGACUAGAAGUGAGUUAUUAUGAAGAUGCACCAAGUGACGACAGUAACACUUUACUUGAGCCCGUUUUUAAGACAGGACACAGCCCUAAAGCUGUCAGAAUUGGAGGCACAAAUAUAAAUGACUUCUCUUAGCAUCAAAUAGAUGUUGUGUUGUCUGUUGGAGCAGACUGAGGUGUCAGGUGAAAAUUCUCUUUGUCUAGUUUGACAGAUUUUUAAAAUGUUACUGUCAAGUUCUGUCAGAAACUCCUAGUUUUAUCUGUGGUCUCUCACAAACAAGGCAGUAUAGCUGUGUGAAGUCCGUGAUAGUACUGAAGUCAGGGUUCAAGUAGACAGUUACUGUGGGGGUCACUCAGUUGUUUGCAUUUAGUUAUAUAAUGAUUUGAUAGACAAUGGAGGAACCUUUCUUUGCUGAAGACACAUUGAAAGAUUGUUUAAUUCAAAGUACCACAUCACACGUACUUACAAUAAAAGUCCUCUGAGAUCAGUCAGUGA